CCCCGGCGGCGCGGCGCGGCGGCAUGGGCACCCGGCAGACCAAGGGCAGUCUGGCGGAGAGAGCCAGCCCCGGCGCGGCGACCGGCCCCCGCCGCGAACGGCCGGACUUCUGGGCGUCGCUGCUGCUGCGCGCCGGGGACAAGGCGGGGCGCGCGGGCGCCGGCGUGGGGCUGCCCCCCUACCACCGGCGCGUGGGCAUGGUCCAGGAGCUGCUGCGGAUGGUGCGCCAGGGCCGGCGGGAGGAGGCGGGGACGCUGCUGCAGCACCUGCGCCAGGACCUGGGCAUGGAGUCGACCUCCCUGGACGACGUCCUGUACCGCUACGCCAGCUUCCGCAACCUGGUGGACCCCAUCACUCACGACCUCAUCAUCAGCCUGGCGCGCUACAUCCACUGCCCCAAGCCGGAAGGCGACGCUCUAGGCGCCAUGGAGAAGCUGUGCCGGCAGCUGACAUACCACCUCAGCCCCCACUCCCAGUGGAGGCAGCACCGGGGGCUGGUGAAGAGGAAGCCGCAGGCCUGCCUAAAGGCUGUCCUGGCCGGGAACCCUCCAGACAACACAGUGGACCUGUCAGGCAUCCCGCUGACCUCCCGAGACCUGGAACGGGUGACCAGCUACCUGCAGCGAUGCGGGGAGCAGGUGGACAGCGUGGAGCUGGGCUUCACAGGCCUCACGGAUGACAUGGUCCUGCAGCUGCUGCCAGCACUCAGCACCCUGCCCCGCCUCACCACACUGGCACUCAACGGCAACCGGCUGACCCGGGCCCUGCUGCGAGAUCUCACAGACACCCUUAAGGACCCCAGCAAGUUCCCCAACGUCACGUGGAUUGACCUGGGCAACAAUGUGGACAUCUUCUCUUUGCCCCAGCCCUUCCUGCUCAGCCUGCGCAAGCGCUCCCCAAAGCAGGGCCACCUACCCACCAUCCUGGAGUUGGGCGAGGGACCAGGCAGUGGGGAGGAGGCGCGGGAAGGGACAGUGGGUCAGGACCCUGGGGGGGGUCCUGUGGCACCUUCCAAAGACCAUCAUGAGGACAAGGAGACUGUAGCUGCAGGCCAGACAUGACACACAAGUGAGGGCCUCACCAGGGAACCCUUGUGGGGUACAAUGACCAGGGCAGAGGUCAGGGGUCCUCGUGCUAGGAGGCUCAGGCUAUCACCAAAACUGGCCUGGGUAACCCACCCACAGAAACGCAGACAGUAGCAACCAAGAAAGGGGGAAUUAUACUUCCUGUUCCUCUCCAUCUGCCCCCUAUAAUUCCCCCUACCAGCCUUUCUGGCUUGAAAGUCAUCCCUGUCUAGAGGCUCCUGACACCCCUCACCUCAGCCCUUAGCCUCCCCAAAGAAUUACGGGAGCAGGCAUAUGGCUUUAGCCAAUGUGAACGCCAAGAACUUUCCCCCAGAGCAGUUGUGCCCCUACAAGUAACCCAGGAUUUUCCUGUGAAACACUUGUUUUAUCUGGAGGAGUAAACUCCAUCCAGAUGCUGAAUGUGUCCCCACUCUAGGGAGAUUACCAUCUUCACAACUCCCAACUGAGGAACCUGGGGGGAGAAGCCGAAUUCCAUCUAUGCUGAGGGUGGUCUACCUGCUCAUGGAGCCUUGGGCUCCUUGGAACUGACCUGUGACAGGCGCCUGCCCAGAGAGCCAGCAACCACUACAUCCCUCAACACCUAGUGCUGUGUGGCAGUGCUCAGGGCACACAGGGCAUGCGUGGAAAGGCCCAGUAAGAAACCCAUCCCCCCAAAACUGCCAGGCCUUCACGUGGGACUCAGUGUCCUUAGCAUGAAAGCCAGAGAUGAGUUUUGCUUCCUUCCCAUCAUACUUGCCAUCAACCCAUACUUUGAGAACAUUCCUUAAGACCUACUACAGAAGGCUCUUAAAAAUCCAGGACCAUGAAGUUGAGUCCAAAUUCUUGGUAGACCCAAGUAAGAUGGCUGGGGAAGUCACCUGGAGGCUCCAAAGAGAGCCUAAUUUGGCACCGGUUUUCACCUACAUCAUCUUCCCCCUUCUCCCCCUCCUCUCUAAUCCAAACACUUCUAGCCUCUACCAGUUAAGAGUCCCAAACUAUACACAACAGGUAGCCCCUAGUCCUAAAAGUAUGGUUUAGUCCAAGGAGACUGGGAGCCAAUCAUUCUUACCCAGAAAAACAGAACAACCUGAUGGCCCUCAAGCCUGGUAGGCAAGAUUCCAGCAAAAUGAACCUACACUCUGGGCCUUGCAUGCCAGUAAGGGUUUUAGCUGGGAGUGAUUCAAAUGCUUCAGGAGCUAGAGGGAAGCCAUGAAAAGGGACAGAGCCCAGAGGCAGCAGGGAUUAGAAUCAAGUGUGUAGAUGCCUUAGAUGCUCUGGAAUUUUUGCCCUCAAAACCUGAAGUUGUUAACAGCAAAAAGCUUUCACUACAGGGAAUCGGAACUGCUGAUACCCGACAGCAGUAGUCAAAUUUGCUUUUUCUUCAAAUACACAUUUUUAAGAAUCAA
Molecule: messenger RNA, 2470 nt
Organism: Microcebus murinus (gray mouse lemur)
Lineage: Eukaryota; Metazoa; Chordata; Mammalia; Primates; Cheirogaleidae
Gene: LRRC75A
Product: leucine rich repeat containing 75A
Source: RefSeq, a predicted model, not a curated record